AGAGAGAGAGAGAGAGAGAGAGAGAGAGAGAACUGUUCUGUGAAUCCUUUCCCCGAGGGAGAAAAACAUAGCUACUGAUUUGCAGGCAACAACAGUUAGUCCAGGCAGACGUGAUCACCUCUUUUGUGAAAAUCCUGUUGGUGACCAUCAGCAAUCAAGACUAAUUCCGAUGACAUGCAGCCACAGCGACAGGUGGAGGUGCAUAACCAUCUGAAUGGCUCACGGAUUGUGUUCUCAGACGAGGGACAGCCACACACUAGACCCCAGCAGCAGCUUCUCACCGCUCCGGAUCUGACCCAGGAAGUGCUGAUCUCACCUGGCCUGCCCACCCCGCCGCUCAGCCCAUUCCGCAUGGCCCAGCAUCCACAAGAGAAGGUGGCAGAAGUGAAUGGCAAUAACUAUCCACCUCGAAGUUUUGGAUCUUACUACGGCCCUUCGCAAAUAGGAAUGAUGUCCAAUGGUCAAUCUGGGGGAUCUUCCACCCUUCCACGGAGACCAGCGACCAGAGAGGAGCGAUUCAUCAAGUUCUCUGGCAUCGGCCCUGUGGACGAGACAGGCAUGCCUAUAGCCUCCAGAUCGAGUGUGAACAAACCCAAAGACUGGUACAAGAGCAUGUUCAGACAGAUCCAUAAGAGGCCAGAAGAUGAAAUGGAGUAUUGGUCAGCAGAAAGGAGCCAGCAGCCAGAGCCGGUGAAGGUAGACUGGCCUGCGGAGGGGAAGGACAUCUUCACCCUGGACCCGUAUGGAUCCCUGCCUGACUGGAGUGAUGAGCUGGGGGUGGGAGAGAAGCACCCAAAGCCAAAGAGCAUUUACGACUUUGAACCUGCACAGAGCAACACUCACAGCACCCCCGUGAACAGCAGCCAGCUCCAGGUACAGAGGACCCCUGAGCAGCCACGCUCCCCCUCCAUAGAGGCGACGCUGGUGUCGGAGCUGAACCGCUUCGAGGCGGAGCUGGACUCGGACAUCCGUGGGCUGGAGAGGAAGCUUUCCCAGAAGCAGCAUCAGCCGCGGCGGCGAGGCUGGGGUGAGGGCGAGAGGAGCACCACUUCAGGAAACACACCAGCCGCCGGGAGAGAGCAGGACAACAGCUGGCCAGGUGCACAACAUUCUGGAGCAAAGGUGGUGGCUCCCGUCAACCACUCCUCUGUCCCGGUCUCAGCUCCUCCGCGGGCCACAGCGCCUGGCUCAUUCUGUGCUAGAGACAGAGUCAGUCCGGCACCAGAAGCCAUGGACUUCCCACCAAAGAGAGAGGAGAAGAAGAUGAAGGCGGGCCGGGCCAAGUUCAACUUCCAAGCGCAGUCACCCAAAGAGCUGCCGCUGCAGAAAGGUGACGUGGUGUACAUCCACCGGCAGGUGGACGCCAACUGGUACGAAGGGGAGCACCACGGCCGAGCGGGCAUCUUUCCCACCAGCUACGUGGAGAUUAUCCCUCCCUCCGAGAAGCCUACGCCCAUCAGAUCCCCCACCGUUCAGGUGCUGGAGUACGGGGAAGCCGUGGCCUUGUACAACUUCACCGCCGACCUGCCCGUCGAGCUGUCUUUCAAGAAGGGGGAGGUCAUCUGCGUGACCAGGCAAGUGGACGACCAAUGGCUGGAGGGUCGGAUCCCGGGCACCUCGCGAAGUGGCAUCUUCCCCUUGAACUACGUCCAGGUCAACAAAAAGCCGCGCACCAAAACUAGCGAUGACUUGCCCGCCUCGCCCGCAUCCCCCACGUUCCCCGAGCCCCGGAGCCCCGGGCGCCCGCUCCACUCCCCGUGCCCGCGGUCACCCCUGUCCCCCUCACCCUUCACCCUCGACGCACAGCAGCACUCACCCCACAAGCCGUCCUCACCCUCCCCGCAUGGCGCCGCGUCCCCCCACCAAUCACGCUCGCCGCUCUCGUCCACUCAGACAGCGAAUGCAAAGCAGGCAGCCAAUCACUGGCCCCGUACCUCACCCGGGCCCGCCUCCCCCACGCCGCUGAACUCCCAUUGGAGUGGCACGCCGCCCACAGCUCACAGCCCUGUGGACAGAGAAGUGAAGUCACCACUGUCAACAACCAAUCACAUGCCAUCAUCUCCUCAGGGUCCGGGACUCAACGUCGGUAACAAGCCUGGAUACUCAGCACAGCCAAAUUCCCAUAAAAUUGCUCCUCCCCCGCCACAAGCCAGAACUAAUCCUGGAUCUACAGCAGUUCAGCGGACACCAUAUAAAGCGGUGUACAACUACAGGCCACAGAACAAGGACGAGCUGGAGCUGAAGGAGGGAGAUAUUUUGCAGGUGAUGGAGAGGUGUGAUGACGGCUGGUAUGUAGGUACGUCAGAAAGGACACAAGCCUUUGGGACGUUUCCAGGCAACUAUGUGACACCGGUGUAACCACUGGAAUGUUUGACUGUUAUUGGACAAGUUUGCUUUUGAGUUGUAUCCACUUUACACAGGCUCACUUGCCACAAAUGAAUGCAGUGAACUUCCUCCCCACAGACACACACAUGGACAAAAUAAGUUUGAUUUGGCAAACACACACACACACACACUCACACUCACACACACACACACACACACACACACACACACACACACACACACACACACACACACACACACACACACACACACACAAAUGCACACACAAAUGCACACACACACACACACACACACACACACACACACUUCUCCUCUAAUUUCCUGACUCGGCAUUGAUCUGCAUGCAGUGUUACCACAAAAUAUCCAGAAAGCAAUCCCAUCACUGCCAUCACUUUUUCUCAGCAUGUGUGUGGGACUCACAACACUCCUCAGAAAUGGACACUGCAACAUGGGGUUUGGGCACUUUGGACUUGAUGCAGGUUAAACUAUAUAGGUUUCACUAUAUACAUAGGACGAUUGGACACUCCAAGCUGGUUGUUUGCAAAAAAAAAAAAAAUUGGUUGUUCCUGCAAAAGCCCAUCACCCAGGUCUGCAUGGUCUGAACCAUCACCAGUGUCAGUGGCAUCUCACGGCACCCUCUCCACCAGCACAGACCAGCACAUGAUGUUUACUCGGUCUAAAGCAGCCCUGUCAAAAGAUGUCUUGCACUUUGAUUUCAGAUUUGUAACAGCAUCGCGGAUGACCCGAGGACGGUGAGAAGAAAGUGACAGUAAAUGUGUGUGGAGUGGACCGCUUUAAGGCUUUUGCGUUAUCAACAGAUUAUAAUGUCAUACAAUCAGAUUCCACAAGUAUCUUUGUAUUGUAUUCCUCUUUUUGUGUUGUAUGAACAGGCUUCUUCAUAUCCCAGCAACUCACCGUGCAGCAUUUGACAGAGCUUGAACGUUAACAUUAACAGUAUACAACAUAUAGAAAAGCUUUUUUUUAUGGCCAAACAUGAUCAUGAUGAUAUGUGACUUAUUUUUUUGUGGAGGACUGAAUCAAGUGGAAACAUGAAUAACUGCAACAGCAGCAGCAACAACAACAACAACAACAACAGCUUUAUCAAUUCAGUAAAAUGUUUUCAGUGUUGAACUUG
Molecule: messenger RNA, 3481 nt
Organism: Sardina pilchardus (European sardine)
Lineage: Eukaryota; Metazoa; Chordata; Actinopteri; Clupeiformes; Clupeidae
Gene: sorbs3
Product: sorbin and SH3 domain containing 3
Exons: 21
Coding region: 175-2358 (727 amino acids)
Molecular function (GO): protein binding
Source: RefSeq, a predicted model, not a curated record